AAAUGAAGAACACUAUCGUCCUCUUGAUUUCGCUUUUUGUUUUGAUUCCUCUGUAAUCCACCACCACAGGCUACUUCCUAAAGGCUCGUGGAGCGAGCGAGAGAGAGAGAGAGACAUGGCGGGCUGUGUGAAUUUUAUUUCCCCGCCGGUAACUCUUUGCCCGCCACGUGCCUCUCUAUCUCCUACUUCACGGUUGUCCUUCUCGUUUUCCGGCGAUGCCGUGCAUUCUCUUUCCCGGGAACCAACCAUAUUCCUCCGACGUGCUUCUAGAUCUCCGUCGAUCGUCGCUCCCAGAUUCCGGGUUGUGGCGGCCGAAAAAGCGGAGCCUCUGAAGAUUAUGAUUUCAGGAGCUCCUGCUUCGGGUAAAGGUACACAAUGCGAGCUGAUUACUCAGAAAUAUGGUUUGGUGCAUAUCUCUGCUGGAGAUUUGCUGAGGGCUGAAAUCGCUUCUGGAAGUGAAAAUGGAAGACUGGCAAAAGAAUAUAUGGAGAAAGGGCAAUUGGUCCCUGAUGAAAUAGUUGUGUUGAUGGUAAAAGAUCGGUUAUCACAAAAGGAUUCAGAGGAAAGUGGAUGGCUUUUGGAUGGAUAUCCUAGGAGCUCAUCACAGGCAACAGCUCUUAAAGGAUUUGGAUUCCAGCCUGAUCUAUUCAUUCUCCUCGAAGUUCCUGAAGAUAUUCUCAUUGAAAGAGUUGUUGGGCGUAGAUUGGAUCCUGUCACGGGAAAGAUCUACCACUUGAAGUAUUCUCCUCCAGAGACAGAAGAGAUCGCUGCUAGACUCACCCAACGUUUUGAUGAUACCGAAGAGAAGGCAAAACUUCGGCUGAAGACUCAUAACCAAAAUGUGAGAGAUGUGCUUUCCAUGUACGACGAUAUAACUCUUAAGAUACCGGGAAACCGUUCAAAGGAGGAAGUGUUUGCCAAGAUCGAUACUGCUUUGUCCGAAAUGCUUCAACAGAGGAACAAGGCUCCAAGUUCUCUUUUAAGUUGAAUCAUUCUUGGUACGGGCUUCAGGAAGUGUUUGCACGGCUCGAUACUUCUCUGUUCGAAUUUGUUAAACAGAGGAACACCAACCAAGUUCACUUUUGAGUUGAAUCAUUCCUUGGCACGGACUUAACCAGCGGUAAAUAUUACCCCUUGCAUUUAUCACAGUCUAUUGAUAUCACUUGUAUCGCAAUAAUGGGUCUGUUUGUUGCCACUAAGACAAUGUCUACCUCAAACCGACCUUCUUCUUAUACUCUUGUAGAUUUACUGCAAAUAACCCAUUGUGUUCUGUUGUUGCAAUCAUGGAGACCAGGAUUCUCUUAUUCUUUAGAAAUAUAAUAGAUCUGAGUUGAUCCUUGAGACU
This is a messenger RNA of Eutrema salsugineum, 1345 nucleotides long. Its product is annotated as adenylate kinase 2, chloroplastic. NCBI's taxonomy places the organism in Eukaryota, Viridiplantae, Streptophyta, Magnoliopsida, Brassicales, Brassicaceae. Gene Ontology annotation, molecular function: nucleoside diphosphate kinase activity; AMP kinase activity; ATP binding. Gene Ontology annotation, biological process: nucleoside triphosphate biosynthetic process. The record is from RefSeq and is a predicted model, not a curated record. Bases 116 to 988 code for a protein of 290 amino acids. The transcript is spliced from 6 exons. Gene Ontology annotation, cellular component: cytoplasm.